AUGCUUUGUUAUCAAGAACCGAUUAAUCUACGAAAUGUUUCACAAAAUGUAUAUAGGGCGGUAUGGUUUUCAGCAUAGUUUGUUUGCGCGUUUAAAAAUCAAUAAUUUUUUGUAUUUCAGACGGAGAAAGAAUGGUUAAUUUGUCCGCGUUGUAAAAAUAAGAUGUUGAAGCCGAAUAAAAUGGGGACAAAUAAUGAUGGAUUGAUUUGGAUUUGGUGGAUGUGUGAGAAUAAUAAUGAAUGUAGUUUUCCUAUGGAAAUGCCGCCAGAUAUUUAUCACGUUGAACAGACUGCUGAACAGGCGAAAAAAGGGUUUUACCCACUUCCUCGAAUUCGUUCACUUCCUUCCAAGCUUCAUCAUCUUUAUCCAAUUACAUUUGCUGCAAGUCUUCAUGAAAAACGGUGUAGUAGUUCGGCGAGUAUUCAAACUUCCACAUGUGACUCGGGUUUAUCAAAUAGUUCAACUGAAAUUACCUCAACUCCAAGGCAAACCGAGAAUGAUCCAAGUUGUUCGACAUCUGAAGGUGUGACAAAUGUUGAAGAUCGAGGAUAUGAAAUUGAACAAGAAGAGAUUAUUGAAAGUAGCAAGAAGAGGAGACCAAUUCGAACGAUUAAGAAAGAAGGAUUAUUGGAUACGGAUAAAUCUUGGACGAAAUUGAUAGCAAAAAUAGCACAGGAUAAAACAGAGUAUAGGGAAUUUUUGGAUAUUAAAGAUGAACAAUUGAUAUCAAGAGUGAAAGAAAUUAUUGAUGAAGGAGAAGUUGAGAAGAAGCCAGUUGCAUUGACGACAAAAGGAAGACGAAAAACUUUUCAAUUGGAUGAAAUGGAUUCUUCUUUGAGACAAUAUCCAUUGAGAGUUGAUUGGAAUGUUGCAAGAGUUCAAUUAUUACAAUUAGAUAGAUAUAAUAAGGUAAGUAUUUUGAGACUAAAUCGACUAAAUGCCAUUUUCAUGUUUUUUAAGCAAGUUAGUUGAAAUAUUCGGUUUUAAUGUUAUUCAUGUGAUAGAAUUGUCUAAGACGAACACAUAAUGAUAUAAAUUUUGAUGACUUUACGUUAUCCAUAAGUGAUUUAGCGACUUAUCGACUAAAUAUCGACUAAACAUCGCUAAAUCACUUAUGGAUAAGGUAAACUCUUAAAAUUUAUAUCAUUCUGUUCGUCUUAGACUAUUCUAUCAUAUGAAUAACAUUAAAAACCAAUAUUUCAACUAACUUGCCUAAAAAACAUGAAAUAGUCAUUUAAUCGAUGUCCAUAUUGUAAAUAAUAUUUUUCUUAUUAUAGAUGAACAUUGGAUUUGCGCCAAAUUCCGAAAAAGUUCUCGACGCUAUUGGAAUCGAAGUCAAACCAAGUAUUCUGAAUACGACGAGUCAUGAAGAAGUCACGAGGGAUAGAGCCAAAAUUUUGUCGGAGAAAAUCGAGGGAGCAUUGGUAGGUGUUUUUGUAGUUUGUUGUAUUUAGAAUUGUGAAUUAAUGAUUUUUUUGUUGCAGAAACGAAUCCAUCAACCGGUAUGUGAAAAUGCGAAUGAGAAGGCGAAACGACAAAAAUUGGAGACUGUUCAACGAUUGCAAAAUGUCAAAGAGCAGAGGAUAAAUGCGGUUAGGUCGCUAGCGAAGUCACGGGUUUUGAGUAGAGUAAGUUCUAGACUAGCCUAUAUUUACAGAUUUUUAAACUUAUUUUUUCAGCUAAGCAAUAGCGAGCGUCCGACGCCUUCAAUCACACCAUACACAUAUUCCAAUUUCGCCUCUCCAUUUUACGAACAAAUUACAACUCCACAUCCAUCACCAGCCAAUUUUGUUCCCAAUGAAUAUUCACUUAAUCUUUCUGGCCUUCAUGAUGAUUAUCAACAUUAUCAGCCAAUUUUACAACAACCGGCUGAAGUUCGAGAAGAAGAAGAAGAAGAAGAAGAACAUCAAGAAGACAAUGAUCUCGAUUUGGAUCAAUUUAUGUUUGAUAAUCAAGAUGAUUUUACUGGUAUUUUAGAAGAUGAACAAAUCCCCGAACAAGAUCUAGAACCAGAACAUCCGAAUUUCGGUGAUUUGGAAGAUUUUCAAUUUUAG
Molecule: messenger RNA, 2054 nt
Organism: Caenorhabditis angaria
Lineage: Eukaryota; Metazoa; Nematoda; Chromadorea; Rhabditida; Rhabditidae
Source: the annotation of a GenBank genome assembly